AUGGGUUCCACCGCCAGUCGCGAAUACCUUAGUCCUUACGAGAUUAACACUCCACUGAUUGGAAUAAGUUUCAUCUCUCUCUUAUUCAACUCUGUGGAGAAUGGUGUGUUUCGUGUGACCAAUUUACAUAGUAAUGCAUUGCUCUGUUUGACGCUUUGUGUUUCUACUGGCUGCACGUCACGUCUUAACGAGCCAUUAUGGGGUGCUCGCUUAGGGUUUUCCGCGGCCUUUUACUUUACCUUUGCUCCUUAUCUAAAGCUAUUGUACACUAAACGAUUGUUCCCGGACUUUGUACGGAUUGGGAUCGGUAGUUUUUACAUGUCGUAUCAUAUGCUGCAGUGGUAUACAGCCAAAUAUCACUUUGAAGAUGCUCACGAGGACUAUGAAGAUGAGGAUUAUUGAGGAUAAUAUGUUUCACAUUUGAGUAUAUUGCACUUUACAUCUUUUCUUCUUCUUCCCUUUUCAGCUAAUUGAAGGGGUUCAUGCGCUAUCUCUGAAU
Messenger RNA from Phytomonas sp. EM1, 499 nucleotides. The record is from the annotation of a GenBank genome assembly. Lineage: Eukaryota; Euglenozoa; Kinetoplastea; Trypanosomatida; Trypanosomatidae.